Messenger RNA from Nilaparvata lugens (brown planthopper), 1688 nucleotides. RefSeq lists its product as uncharacterized. The coding region runs from base 778 to 1170 and encodes 130 amino acids. The record is from RefSeq and is a predicted model, not a curated record. The transcript has a single exon. NCBI's taxonomy places the organism in Eukaryota, Metazoa, Arthropoda, Insecta, Hemiptera, Delphacidae.
ACUUGCCUGGAACUGUUCGUUCUGGAGUGACAAACCACACAUAAACACACCGAUUGAAUGAGUGCCAUGUGGGAUGUGGCAACGUUGCAAUUUCUUUUCUAUGAGUUUUUAGUUAUCAUCAAUCCUAUCGUCCAGUAUUCUGUUAUUUAUGUGAUUAGAGAAUGUUUCUUAGUUGUUAAUAAUUUAAAAUGUAAAGAAUAAGUAAUGAUUGCCUUGCUGCAUCUUUGUCGAGUUAGUGUAGAAAAUUAGUGUUUUGCUCUUAUUUUUCUAAAAUUUGUGAACUUCAUACCUACUUGUGGAGUUGUCAAGAGUGACAUUUGUGGUUAGAUCGCUUUCAACUGGUGAUUGAAAUCUUUCAACUGGUGAUUAGUGUUUCAAAUGAACUGUUGUUAGCUUUCAUUUGAUUUGGACGGAACUUGCAAUAUUUUUAAAAGCUGUGAAGAUAACAAUAACAUUUUUAGAACGCCGUAAUGUUUGUAUGUCAGUUCCAGGAAAUUUGUGACAGUGAUCCACUUAAGAAAGUGUAAAUUUUUAAAGAUUGAAAGAGAUUUGCAAUUCUUGUCAUCGAGAUGUUUUUGUUGGUAAAUUUGCGGUAACUUUCCGCAAAUAUACUAUUAAUUUCGGUGUUUGAAAUAGCCUUGACUUGAAUUUAUUUGUUAUGAAUUCAAUUACGGCGCCGAACCAUUAUUGUUAUCAUGAAACGUUUCAAGUCUCAACUUUGUGAUAUCAGAUUGGGGUUGACUAUAUUAUUUCAAUAAAAUAGGAUUCGUCAAUAAAAUGAUCAAAAUCAAAUCAUUAUUUCGUAGAGGACACACUGGCCCCAGUGGUGGUAAGAGACAGAAUCGGCCAGACGAUUUUGGUGGCCAUCUUGGUGCAUCAGCUGUUCCCAACAAUAACGAGCCACCGAUGCGACCGGCAGCGUCUGUUAGUAGUUUGGAUAGCAAACAUUAUAAAAUUGGAUCCUUACCGCCUCAGCCACAAAAGUGGCUAAAACCAGCUCUGAAUGACGAUAGUAACCCAAAGAAAAUGGAUGUUGAUUAUAUGAAAACAGAAUUCGAUACGAUGGUUCAAGAGAAAGCUAAUUUGGAGGCUAGGGUUCAGGAGCUCAUCCGUUGUCAUGGAGAGGUUGAAACUUUGAGGAUGGAGAUAGCAAAAUUGAAGGUAUGUUGAUGUAUUUAUCGGUAUUUAAAAGUUUCUUCAUUUGUUCUGUAGUAGUAAUUCGUUAAUAUUCGAAUCUUAGUAUCGUAUCUUCGUAAAUAGCCAAUUUCUUGUCAUAGGUAACAGUCACAGCUUGCCUCAUACAUUUUCAUAGUCUGUUGCUUUUAAAAUGUGACAUCAACUAUUGCUUAUCGUUGGUAAUUGGUAUCGAUUUGCUUAGUUUUUAAUGCUUCUUGUUAGUUGGCCGUUGAGUGAGGGUUCAAAAGUCUUAAGUUUGAACUGAUCUAUGAGCUUGCAUCCACAAUUCAACAUGGUACUGUAGACAUGAUUUCUUGUUAGUCUGUAGACUAUUUUGUUACAUAUACUAUAUAAACGUCUAGUAUAGACCACAAUAUAUAGACGUUAUAUGGACCAAGUUUCUUGGUCCUUAUAAUGUAUAGUGAGGUCCACGUUAUUAUGACAGCGGAGACAUAGGAGGACAGCGUUGUUGAUUUUCUGCCUUGCCACUGCCUUCUAUAAAGGAUAGAUGA